UAAUAGUAACUAGUUUAUUAAGACUAAAGAUAUUGUAUAAAGGGUAUAUCAGAUGGUUUUAUAAGAUUUCUUUAAAAUUAUAUAAAUUCAAAAGAUAUUCUUGAGAGUAAGAAUGUAAAAUAUGUUAAUUUUAUAAGAAAAAAUAAUGGAGAAUUUCAGACUUAAUAAUCUAUUCUUUUUGGAGUUAGUUCCGUAGAGAGUUGAGUUAGAGUACUUGAUAACUUGGGAUAUUAAACCAAAAUAAAUGCAUUUAGAAUAUUUUAGAAAUUAUGAAAAAUAUAAAUAUGGAUGGAUAAAUUUUACAAAAUAUAAUUUUUAUUUUUUUAAAUGUAAGUUCUAACAAUUUAUUUGA
Molecule: messenger RNA, 352 nt
Organism: Paramecium sonneborni
Lineage: Eukaryota; Ciliophora; Oligohymenophorea; Peniculida; Parameciidae
Source: the annotation of a GenBank genome assembly